UAAUAGGUGCAUUUUUAACGUGGUGCCGCACAACACGAGUCCUCUGUAUGUCUAUGAUAUUGCCUUUCAAUUUUCAUGGCUCAGAAAUCAUCUUCCGUCUUCAUUUCGCUUGUCUUCCAGGGCUAGGCCACCAUAGUUCUUUUCUGGUUCCACAAUGAACAGCCUGUGUCCUGCUUCGUUCUUAUCAAGAAGAAACUGCAAAUUUAACAGUCACAGCAAUUUUUGCGUGCUGAGAAACAGUGCUGCCCCAGUUGGUAGCAGCAGAGCCUUCUUCUCCCACUGCUUGAACAGAAAGAGCAUCCAGAAGCAACUUCACUUCAACUAUCACUGUGUUGGUUUCUCCUCAUUCCCUUGUUCAGCAACUCUAUCAGUAAUGCCUGAAAUGGACAAGAAGCAAGGAUUUGAUGGAGAGGAAGCUAAUUUUCUGGUCAAAGAUCUCAGAAAGAGCUUUAAUUCCGGAAGGACAAAGAGCUACGAAUGGCGGAUUUCUCAGUUGGAAAGCAUAGCCAAGAUGCUAGCAGAGAAGGAGAAGGACAUUAUUGAAGCACUUCAUAAGGACCUUGCCAAGCCUGGAUUUGAAGCAUUCAUAUCUGAGGUUUCCCAGGUAAAAUCCGCAUGUAGCGAGGCAAUUAAGGAACUAAAGCAUUGGAUGAAGCCUGAAAAGGUGAAGACUUCAAUUACAACUUACCCGUCAUCGGCAGAGAUUGUUUCAGAACCAUUAGGAGUUGUAUUGGUCAUCUCAACCUGGAACUUCCCCUUCUUGCUAUCAAUGGAUCCUGUAAUUGGAGCUAUUUCAGCGGGAAAUGCAGUUGUUCUGAAGCCAUCGGAAAUCGCUCCAGCUACAUCGUCGCUUCUUGCAAAACUUCUCACAGAUUAUCUAGAUAACUCGGCCAUAAGAGUUGUGGAGGGAGCUAUUCCUGAAACAACUGCAUUAUUGGAGCAGAAGUGGGACAAGAUACUUUACACAGGUAGUGCUAGGGUAGGUCGCAUUGUCAUGACUGCUGCUGCGAAACACCUUACACCAGUGAUUCUGGAACUUGGAGGAAAAUGCCCAGCUGUUGUUGAUUCAAAUAUAAACUUGCAAGUCGCUGCAAGGAGAAUAAUUGCUGGUAAGUGGGCAUGUAAUGCUGGGCAAGCGUGUAUUUCUGUUGAUUACAUUAUCACUAAAAGGGAAUUUGCUUCAACAUUGAUGAAUGCUCUAAAAGAUGAAUUGGAGCACUGCUUUGGGAAAAAUCCAAUUGAAUCCAAAGACAUGUCACGGAUCGUGAGCCCAUUGCAGUUUGCGCGCCUGGUGAAGCUCUUGGAAGAAGAUCAGGUAUCUGAUAAAAUUGUCCUAGGAGGCCAGAAGGAUGAGAAUCAAUUAAAGAUUGCUCCAACCAUUUUAUUGGAUGUUCCAGAUGACUCUACUGUAAUGCAAGAGGAAAUAUUUGGACCCAUAUUGCCAAUCCUCACUGUUGACAACUUGGAGGAUAGCUUUGAUAUUAUUAGAUCAAAGCCAAAACCUCUUGCUGCAUAUCUCUUCACGAACGAUGAGAAACUGAAGAAGGACUUUGUGCAGAACAUAUCUUCUGGAGGAAUGCUCAUCAAUGACACUAUUUUACAUGUUGCAACUAAAGGAUUACCAUUUGGAGGAGUGGACGAGAGUGGGAUGGGAUCAUAUCAUGGGAAAUUCUCUUUUGAUGGGUUCAGCCAUAAGAAGUCAGUAUUAUAUAGAAGCUUUGAUGCAGAUUCAACCAUAAGGUAUCCUCCGUAUACGCCUCAGAAGGAAAGAUUGUUGAAGGCCCUUAUUAGUGGGAACAUUUUUCAAAUAAUUCUCUCUUUGAUUGGGUGGUCUAAAUAAAUUAUUAUUCACCACUCACUUGUAAAACUGACAUUUAUACAAUGGUUGAGUUUAAGUUA
Messenger RNA from Prosopis cineraria, 1899 nucleotides. RefSeq names its product aldehyde dehydrogenase family 3 member H1-like. Lineage: Eukaryota; Viridiplantae; Streptophyta; Magnoliopsida; Fabales; Fabaceae. The record is from RefSeq and is a predicted model, not a curated record. The coding region runs from base 155 to 1840 and encodes 561 amino acids. The transcript is spliced from 12 exons. Gene Ontology annotation, molecular function: aldehyde dehydrogenase (NAD+) activity. Gene Ontology annotation, biological process: aldehyde metabolic process. Gene Ontology annotation, cellular component: cytoplasm.